Messenger RNA from Lates calcarifer (barramundi perch), 765 nucleotides. RefSeq names its product mitochondrial matrix import factor 23 (gene mix23). The record is from RefSeq and is a predicted model, not a curated record. The transcript has 5 exons. Gene Ontology annotation, cellular component: mitochondrial intermembrane space; mitochondrion. The coding region runs from base 72 to 506 and encodes 144 amino acids. NCBI's taxonomy places the organism in Eukaryota, Metazoa, Chordata, Actinopteri, Centropomidae.
UAACAUUCAUUCAGGCACCUUCUCGAACAGUCACUUGUCGCUGUGUGCGCAGAGGACCCAACCUGUCCACUAUGGCGGCGCCCGGUGGAACUUUAAACUGUGAGGACUUUUCAAUGUUUCAGGAGGUGCUCAAGUUGAUGCGCACCAUAGACGACCGCAUCGUCCACGCCCUGAACACCACCGUGCCCACAGUCUCCUUUUCAGGCAAAGUGGAUGCCACACAAACAUGCAAACAACUCUAUGAAUCUAUGAUGGAGGCCCAUCUGAGCAGAGACAAAGCUAUCAAGGCCUGUAUAGCCCAAACAUCUGAGGUGGUGGGACAACUGCGUGAGGAAAGAGCAAAAGACAGUAACAACCUGGCAAUCAUCAAACAACUCAGAAAGGAGCAGACUAAACUAAAGCUAAUGCAGUCAGAGCUGAAUGUUGAAGAAGUUGUCAAUGAUAGAAGUCUGAAGGUUUUCAGUGAAAGGUGCAGAAUCCACUACACGCCUCCCAAGGUGAAGUAAAGCUCCAUCUGAUCAGAUCAGCUGUUUCCCUCGAGGUUUGAAUCCUGACUGGAGCUGAAACUGUGACCUGCUGCUGAGUCCCGACUGCAGGCUGUUCACCACCCGGACCUCAGCAACCCCUCCUCCAACACACUUCUAUUCCAUUGUGAUUAUUGUAUUGCAUUACCACCGCUGUAAAACAGUCACCUGUAUGCUUCUUUAAUGACAAACAUUGUACAAAAAUAAUUUUUUUAAAAGACAGUGAAAUGUUUUCAAGUGA